AUUAUGUCUGAAGGGAUUAAAAAGAAUGUGAAAUCAUUCACACCUUACAGAUCAAAACCAUCUGAUAUUGCUUCUGUAGAUGUUUCAAUUGAUCUAAUGAGACAGUUUAGAUUAAAAGUUUAAAAUUCACUUGAUCUUCAAGAAUAAUAGUUAUCAACUGAUUAACCUUUAUCCACCGACUUAUUUCACAAUCAUUAAUACACUACUUUUGAUAUUUCAUAAAGAGUAUCAUUAGAUGGCAAUAAUGAUAUUAUGUUUAACAAUCUAAGAGGACCAUUUGUUAAUAGUUCUCUUGAUAGCAAACUUUUUCAGAAAUCAUUUGAUAUAUUUUAAUCAUAAAAUAGGUUAAUCAAUCCUAUGAUGUCUUAAUUUUUUAACUCACCAAGAUAAUCAUUUUAUGCAUACCUACCAUAAUAAUAACAAAACGAAAUGCCUAGAAAUUCUAAUACUAGUUUAGAUAAAUAUAUUAAACUUACUUAAAUAAAUUCUUAAUCCUAAUUUAUUGUUAAACCUCCUUCUUAUAUAUAACAAAAUCAAAAUAACACUAAUCUUAAUCAUUUUAAAAAAGAAGAAUUAAAAUUAUUAAAUUAAGAUGAUUCUGGAUAAAGUGAAGUUGUUUAAAGUGAAAGUAGUUGGAAACAUAAUAAAGAUGAAUAAAAAGAAAUUAAAAUAAAUAGACGCAAUAGAAAAAGAUGUAUAAUUUAAGAAAGCUCUGAUUCUUAUAAAAUUAUUAGAAAAAAAAAAGGAUCUAAAGUUAAUGAUACUAAAAAUAUUACUAAAAACUUCUCUAAAGCAAUCAUUUCUUAUAUUCUUAAUAAUGAAGAAAUGAUUCAAGAAUUUAUUAAGAAGGAUUAAUAUGAUAAUUUUAUUUAGUUAUUAAAAAUUAAAAAGAAUACUAUGACUAAUAUAAAAUAAUUAAGAGAGCUUUGGGUAAAUGAAGGUAAGAAUCUUGAAUUCAAUAGAGUUUUUCGUAUUUUUAGGUACUUUUAUUAAUAUAUUAUAAAGCUAGUAUUUCUUAAGAAACUAAUCUAUUGCUUAUGUAUAUAAUUCAAGAAUUUCAAAUACUGCUUGGCAUUUAAAAUAUAGAUAAAAUCUUUUAAGGGCCCUUAAAGAGCCUGAAAAUUUUAAAUUCAUUAAAGAUAUAUGAUUAAAUACAAUAAAAUUAAAUGAUUUUUCUUAUUAAGUAAUUUUAUUAUGUUUGUAAUUAAUUUUUUAUUGCUUCCAUAAUGAAGAAAGAGGAUUAUAGAAUUAUACUUCAUUAUUCAUAAUUAACACUAAAUUAACUUACAGUCCCUUACUUUCAUGAAGAAAAAGGUUGCUAAUUCAACUUUUUUGAAUUAGAUCUACUAACAUAGGCUGAAUUAUAGUAGUAUGAAUCAAAAUAAAUUAUAUGUCCUGUUUGUCAUCUAAAAGGUAAGCUAAAAUUAGAUAUUCUUUAUUGUUAAAAUGAAUUUUAAAAUGAGCAAAAUUAAUUUGUCAUUAACACAUCAAAACAAUAAGCCUUAAAAUUAUAGAAAUAAAGUUUCACACAUUCUGUUUUUAGUUAGGAACAGGAAGUAUUUGAAUUAUAAAAGUAAUUUAAUUCUAAAAUAUUCUUAAAACUCUUAAGAGAUUUAUCCAGUAAUGAAUCAUCUUUGAAAUCUAUAGAAAAAAUAAAUUAAGACGUAAAAAAUAUUUAUAAAUUAGAGAAAUAAUGAAAUAUUUUAAAUUUUUCGUAAAAAUUGUUCAUAAAUUUCUCCUACUUCGAUAGGAGUAAUAAAUUUCAAAUUAAUUCUAUUUUACCACUUAUCUAAAAUCAAAAUAGAAUUGGAUCUUUAUGAUGAAACUAAUAUGAAUAUUAAAGAUUAUAAUUCAGGCAUGAUAAAAAUAAAAUAAGUCUAAUUGAUUAAUGAAUAUAUAUAUAUGAUCGUUUAACAAGAAAAGUUGAAUUAAUUAUUUAGAGGAAAGUUUAGAUAAAUUUUUGAUGAGAACAGAAACGAAGCAAUUUUUUAUAUAUAAUCAAUGCCAGGAUACACAUUAUUGGGAGAAUCAAGAUUAUUACAUAUUAGAAAAUAAUAAACAAUAAUGAUUGGAAGUAUUAAAUGAUUGUUAUAAAUUUAAUUAGACAGAGGUUCAAUAAUUGUAACAGAUGAUAUUGAUUAAAAUAUUAAUAUGUAUAAAGUAUUAAGUAUACCAGAAAUAAGUGAAAAUUCUUAAGUGAUUGUAAUAAAAGAAUCAUAAAUCUUAUAUAUAGAUUAUAAUUAAAUAGGAAUAGGAUAAGUUAAAGAAUAUAACAUAUCUGAAUAAAAUUUCAUAGAAAUAAGAUCGAAUUUUAAAUUAUAGGAAAAUGUUCGUAUUGAAUUGUCAUUAAUUCAUAAUAAUGUAUUGUAUUUAAUGGAUAGUGAAUGUUUGAAUCGUUAAAAAGGCUAGAUUUCAUAUAUUAUACCAGGAGAGAAGAAUUCCUAAACCAAAACAAUGAAAAUAAUAAAUCAUCAUAGUUAUAUGAAAGUUAAAACUAUACCUGCUACUUAAACAAAAGUUGGAGUUGUAGGUUGUACUUUAAUUGGAUUAAUGUUCUAGAAUAGUGAAAUAGUGUUUCCUGGAAUAUUGGUUAUAAAUGAUAAAGAUAAUUUAAUUGAGAUUGAGCUUAUAUGA
Paramecium sonneborni is the source of this 2634-nucleotide messenger RNA. Lineage: Eukaryota; Ciliophora; Oligohymenophorea; Peniculida; Parameciidae. The record is from the annotation of a GenBank genome assembly.